CCAUGGUGAGGCAGCAACUCUCGGUAUUCUAGAACUUUGCAUCAGCCAGACGGAAACAAUGGCUGGUCGGAAGAAAGAUGGCAUUGAUGAUUUAGCUACAUUGUCUGAACUGAAUGAGGAGAUAAUUAUCCGUGAACUGCAAGCUAGAUACAAUCAAGAUGUCAUCUAUACUUACGUCGGCGACAUUCUUAUCGCACUCAACCCAUUCAAGCCUCUGGAAAUUUACCACAAAAGUACUGCAGAAACAUACAAGAUGGCACAGAAAUCAGCCCAGCCCCCUCAUAUCUUUGCAAUUGCCAACUCCGCCUAUCAAGCAAUUCUGGGUGUGGGAGGAGCAAGUCCUACAGGCCAGUGCUGUGUAAUAAGUGGAGAAAGUGGAGCAGGGAAAACAGAAUCAGCAAAACUGCUAAUAAGUCAUCUUGUUGAAUUGUCAAGAGGAACUUCUCAGUUAGAACAACAGAUCCUUCAGGUGAAUCCACUGCUAGAAGCCUUUGGCAACGCUCAAACUCUAAUGAAUGACAACUCAAGCAGAUUUGGAAAGUAUAUCCAGCUAAAAUUUCAGCAAGGCAUGGUCAUUGGUGCUAAAAUUUCUGAAUACCUUUUGGAGAAGUCCCGUGUUGUUCGACAAAGCAGAGGAGAGGAGAAUUUUCACAUCUUCUAUUACUUAUUCGCCGGGCUUUCAGCUGAUGAACAUUGCAAAUAUGGACUGACCAGGCCAGACAAAUACCGUUAUCUGUGCGAUGGAACAGCAAGUCUGAAGAAAGUCACGAAGAACAAAAUGAUGUUUAAUGAGCUUCUCAAUGCUAUGGAUAUGGUUGGGUUCCUUGACGAGGAGCAAGAGGAUAUGUUCACAGUUCUUGGUGGUGUUCUGAAUAUGGGUAACAUCGCUUUUGAGAUGGAUGAAAAUGAAGGAGCCAUUGUUAAAGACGCACAUGGGCCUCUAAGGACAGCUGCGAAACUUCUAGGUGUUGACACGGAAAAAUUGUCAGAAGUGUUGACUUCCACAUCAACUACAACCCGGGGCAGUGUUAUUAAAAGAAGACUGAAAGACCAUCAAGCCAUGGAUGUUCGAGAUGCGACAUCGAAAGCGAUGUAUGGUCGUCUAUUUGGCUGGAUUGUUAACAAAGUAAACCAGCUUCUAGCUCCGCCAAUGAAAUCAAGAGGAGAGGACGUAACAGAAAUAGGUAUUCUUGACAUAUUUGGCUUUGAACAUUUCGAGAAAAACAGUUUUGAGCAGGCCUGCAUUAACUUAGCCAAUGAGCAACUCCAGUUCUUCUUCAACCAGCACAUUUUCUUGUGGGAACAGGAAGAGUACAAAAAGGAAGGAAUUGACUGGACGAGCGUCACAUUCGCGGACAACAAACCUGUCCUGGAUUUGUUUCUCAACAGACCAAUCGGUGUCCUGGCGCUGUUAGACGAGGAGAGUCAUUUUCCGCAGAGCACCGACCAAUCAUUUGUGGAGAAAUUAAGGCAAAACUGUGGGAAAAGUAGCGUUUUUAUCAAGUCAAGGCAGUCAAACACGAACCUGUUCGGGAUCUGUCACUAUGCUGGAAAGGUUGAAUAUGACGCUACAGGUUUUCUUGAGAAAAAUCGUGACACUCUCCCACCAGGUGUUGUGGAUAUGCUGCGAAGAAGUGAUAACAGUUUGAUUGCCACUAUCUUUUCUGGUACCAUCACUCGAACUGGUACAUUGGCUCUACAAGGACGAGUAAGCAAAGGAAAUGUGGUCAGAAGAACUAAGAUUUCGGACAGUUUUGACCUAAAAUACGUCAGAGAGCAGCUGGCUUACACGGGAGUGCUUGAAACAACGCGUAUCAGAAGGGAAGGAUUUGCUCUGAGGAUCUCUUUUGCUGACUUCAUCGACAGGUAUAAGCUUGUUUUAUAUACGACAAACCUCCCAACAACUGAGUCCAGCUGUCGACAAAUUUUGAAAAGGUCAAACCUGCAUGGCUGGCAGAUUGGACGAACGAAGGUGUUUCUGAAGUACUGGCACGCAGAAAAAUUGGCAGAACAGCUCCAAAAAGCUCAAGAGGCAGUGAUUACCAUACAGAAAGUUGUUCGCGGUUUUCUGGCUAGGCGCAAAUAUAAACGACUCCGAGAGGACGCUAUGAUGAACUCCAGAAAAACGGCAACAUUCCUACAGCUUUCCGGCACUUUCGGAAACAAACUAUAUCACAAACAAGAGGAGUUAAUGCAACAAGAUAACAAGGAAAAAGAAGAAAUCCUAAGGAAGAAAACAUUGAAUUACAUUGGCUUACAUUUCCCAUCUCCACCCCCUGAGGAGGACGAAGAUUACUUUCCGCCACCCCCACCGGAAGCUCUUGGACUGUCUCCGAGGAAAAGUCACGGGUCACUUGAUGAGAUAGAGAUAGAGGACGAGUUUCUCACGGACGACAUGGAAGAUGAAGAAGAUGUGUUUAUUGGUCAGCCCCACCCUAUCAAGAGUGCAUUUGGUAGUGUGGCCAACAAAGAAGCUGCCGUGCAGUGGUUUCAAGAGACACAGGUUCCCAAGGGAGUUGUACAGGACGAGAGUGGAGGGUUUAGUAAAUGGUUUCACGGAAUCAUUUCUAGGAGGGAAUCUGAGCGCUUGCUAUCGAACAAGCCAGUUGGCUGUUUCUUAAUCCGAGUCAGUGAAAGCCGGUUUGGUUACACUUUGUCAUACAGGGCACAGGGCCGCUGUAAGCAUUACAUGAUUGACCAGACUCGCUCUGGGAAGUUUCUUAUUGUUGGAAUGCGGCGAGUCUACAAAUCUCUGAAGGAAAUGGUCAGUGUACACAAAAAGGAACCCAUAAAUCCAGAGGGAGACGUUCUUAUUGAACCUUGUGGACAGGAGUCGCAAGAAGAAGUAGAUUAUGUGGAACUAAUCCAAGUGUUAGAGGAUAAGAGAUAUGUUGCUCUCCGUGACGUAGAAAGGAAUAAUAAUAAUGACGAUGAUGAUGAUGUGCCCCCACCUCUCCCACCCAAGUCUCCAAAAUCACCGAAACCUAAAGAAGAAACGUUACCACCGCCCAUUCCAGCACGGAAUUAUCAGGGAACAAGAUUCCGCUGAUGAUGACCUGGGACCGAAUUUUAUCUGACACUAAAUACGAGGCUCACUUAGUUCGCCUAACAAUGGGAAAUUUGUUACCGGUUUAAAGGCGGGAUGUCUAGUCACAUGAUAGACCAGAAAAGAUGCAUUAUAAAGAGUUUUUGACAGUUCAACUGUUACCUCGUAGAAGAAAAAUUUUUUAAGCUUGUACUUUCCUCCGGAAUUUCCCUGAUACAAUUUGAUGAAAUGGAUGAGUUUCCAUGGGACGAGGGAAAUUAUUUUGUCGUGAUAGUCGUUUAGGUUGAUACAUUUUGCAUUUGCCUUUCGCUGUUAAAAAGGCGUAUUUAUCUUAAUAUUUUAUUUAUUACUUUUUCUUUUUGAAACAAAAAUAGACUUAAAAAAGUUAAAAUAAAUUUGAUAAAAUCGUGAAGUUACACAUCUCCCUAGGUGUAAGGUGAACGUUAAAAACGUUCUUCAGGUUGUGGUACUUGGAGCUCGUCUUCGGAUGGGUGAGAAAAACCAACUUUUUGUUCAUUAGUUUGUUCUUUUUUUAGAGAUAUUUGCUAUUUAAUUAUUAAAUGUAGGUUUUACAUUAAAACAUUCAGACCAAGUCUGCAAACUGCUGUUCCGAAUAGUUUUCAAUGAAUAAUAUCGUGUGCGAGGAUAACCUCCGAUUUGAGAUAAGUGAGGAUUUCUUGUACCACUGUUCCGUAAAAAUGGGUGUUUUUGAUUCUUCUUAUCUGCUUCGGUCAUUUAGUGCCGGUUAUUUACACGAGGUCUAACCCAAACCGCGGUUUUACGCGAGCAGUGUGCCUUACUUUUUCUCUAGAAUAGUGUUGUUUUCAUUGAUCAAAUGUCAUUCAAGCGCUGACUUUCUGCCCUCUUGACACUGCUCACAAAAAACAAAUCUUCAGAUAAAAGAUUGAGCUCAAUUCAAGAUAAAGUCAGACUUGUAAAUCAUGUGAGGCCAGGUAUGCUGCGAUAAUUUAGUUUUCCGAGCUUUUGCCGAUCUACGGCACCAUCAGAAUAGUUUCGAUCACGGUUUAGUUUGACAAUGGCCAAACUUUGUGUAAAAAACCGGCCCUAAAAGUUUAUCCCUUUAACCCUGAGAAUCCUUAGCAUCUAAUUUCUCAUUUCAGUCAUUGUAUCACUCCUUAAUCAAACAAAGGUCGUGAGAAUAACUGUAUUGAUCACCAACUAAAGAAGCUCUGGAUUGCGAAACAAAUUCUCCUUGUCAGCACUUCGGAGACGUUUAGAGAACAGUAAAGCGAAUAUACACACUGGUGUCAGAGUGUACAGGGUUCAUAAUUGAUGACAACCACUCUUAUUUUAAAUAGAUGCUAUUUUAUUGUGUUGAAGAAUCAUUUCUAGGCACACUACAAUAAAUUUCUUUCUCGA
Stylophora pistillata is the source of this 4426-nucleotide messenger RNA. RefSeq names its product myosin-IIIb. Gene Ontology annotation, molecular function: microfilament motor activity; protein serine/threonine kinase activity; ATP binding. Gene Ontology annotation, cellular component: myosin complex. The record is from RefSeq and is a predicted model, not a curated record. NCBI's taxonomy places the organism in Eukaryota, Metazoa, Cnidaria, Anthozoa, Scleractinia, Pocilloporidae. Gene Ontology annotation, biological process: peptidyl-serine phosphorylation; regulation of actin filament length.